Molecule: messenger RNA, 759 nt
Organism: Amblyraja radiata (thorny skate)
Lineage: Eukaryota; Metazoa; Chordata; Chondrichthyes; Rajiformes; Rajidae
Exons: 6
Coding region: 44-682 (212 amino acids)
Source: RefSeq, a predicted model, not a curated record
CCAGAGCAGCGAGCGGUCACGUGGCACAACACAGUUGCUGGCGAUGCCGGAGCCGGGAUCCAACCGGAUGUCGUUGCCAUGCACGCCGCUGGCCGGCAGCGGGAGGAUCGGUGUCUCUCGGAGAAGCUUCACCGGGACACCACUCUACCUUCCAAAAGUCAGCCAGGCUUGCAUCCCUCUCUCCGUCAAUCAGCAUGGUCCACGUAUCAAUCCUCUCCACCCACCCGGGGUGAAAAGACGCACCGUCAGCCUAGAAACCUUUGCAGCUCACCACCAUAAUCAACAGCGUGCUCUAGUGAUGCGACAGAAAGAGUAUAACAGGUAUCACCAGGGCUGGCAGCGUCCGUUUUACGGUUCUGUGGCUGAGAAGGAGGAGUAUAGGCGCGAGAUCAGGCAGCUGCUAAAAUGGCAGAUGAGCCAGCAGUGGGAGGCACAGCGCUACGCCUUGUUCAAGCGCGUCAAAGAGGGAGAGGAAGCACGCGAGGCGGAAAGGCAGGCGGUUCUUAAAGACCUCGAAAAGCAAAGCGCGCGCUCUCGUUUUCUUCAAGCCUUUCGCGAUGAAAACAAGAAGCUGAUGGAAAUUCAGUGGAAGGAGAAAAGGUUAGCAAAAUCCAUGGAUUCUCUCAGGGAGCGUGAACUGUUGCAAUACAAUCCCAUCAACUGGAGUGGAACACUAAAAUAGAAUUGGAAUGUUCAGACUAUUUACCUUUAUGUACACAAGGCUGUUUUGCUUUCUUAAUAAAGUCGUUUCUCAAUUAA